AUGAUGUGGGGAAACUGGACAAUUGUCAGUGAGUUUGUCCUUGUGAGUUUUUCAACCUUAUCCUCUGAGCUACAAGCUCUACUAUUUCUCCUUUUUUUGACUGUUUACCUGGUUACUCUAAUGGGCAAUAUUCUCAUCAUCCUGGUCACUACAGCUGACUCUGCUCUACAAAACCCUAUGUACUUCUUCCUCAGGAACUUGUCCUUCCUGGAGAUAGGCUUCAACUUGGUCAUUGUGCCCAAGAUGCUGGGGACUCUGAUCAUCCAAGACACAACCAUAUCCUUCCUUGGCUGUGCCUCUCAGAUGUAUUUCUUUUUCUUCUUUGGGGCUGCUGAGUGUUGCCUCCUGGCCACAAUGGCAUAUGACCGCUAUGUGGCCAUCUGUGACCCUUUGCGCUACCCAAUCAUUAUGAACCGCAAGGCCUGUGCCCAGCUAGCAGCUGCCUCUUGGUUCUCAGGGUUUCCAGUGGCCACCGUGCAAACCACAUGGAUUUUCAGCUUCCCUUUUUGUGGCCCCAACAGAGUGAACCACUUCUUUUGUGACAGCCCCCCUGUCAUUGCACUGGUCUGUGCUGAUACCUCUCUGUUUGAACUGGAGGCUCUGACGGCCACUGUCUUAUUCAUCCUCUUUCCUUUCUUGCUGAUCCUGGGAUCCUAUGUCCGCAUUCUUUCCACUAUCUUCAGGAUGCCCUCAGCUGAGGGGAAACGCAAGGCCUUCUCCACCUGUUCCUCCCACCUUCUGGUUGUGUCCCUCUUCUACAGCACUGCCAUCCUCACAUACUUCCGACCCCGGUCCAGCACCUCUCCUGAGAGCAAGAAGUUGUUGUCGCUCUCCUACACAGUAGUGACUCCCAUGUUGAACCCCAUCAUCUACAGCUUAAGGAACAGUGAAGUGAAGUCUGCACUGAGGCGAGUCAUCCGCAGGACCCUGGGCCCUCAGAAACUAUGA
Molecule: messenger RNA, 948 nt
Organism: Lynx canadensis (Canada lynx)
Lineage: Eukaryota; Metazoa; Chordata; Mammalia; Carnivora; Felidae
Product: olfactory receptor 10A4
Exons: 1
Coding region: 1-948 (315 amino acids)
Biological process (GO): G protein-coupled receptor signaling pathway
Cellular component (GO): membrane
Molecular function (GO): G protein-coupled receptor activity; olfactory receptor activity
Source: RefSeq, a predicted model, not a curated record